CGGCGGGCGCUGCGCCUGCGCCGGGCCGCGCGUCACUGACGCACCGUGCGUGGGCACGUCGGUGCGUGCGUCCCCACCCCCCGGCCCGGUAACCGGGGAAGUGGCGGCGGCGGCGGCUGCGCUACAUCGGGGGCAUCAUGAAUUGGAAUAAAGGUGGACCUGGCACGAAGAGAGGCUUUGGCUUUGGUGGCUUUGCCAUAACACCUGGCAAGAAGGAGGAGCCCAAGCUGUCUCAGCAGUCCCACAGCGCCUUCGGCACCGCCGGCUCCUCGGCAGCGUUCGCCAAGUCGGGGCCUCCUCAGCUGCCUUCCUUCUACAAAAUUGGCUCAAAGAGGGCCAAUUUUGAUGAGGAGAACGCGUACUUUGAGGAUGAAGAGGAAGAUUCCAGCAAUGUGGAAUUGCCCUACAUUCCUGCAGAGAAUUCCCCCACUCGGCAGCAGUUCCAUUCCAAAUCAGCAGACUCUGACAGCGAUGAUGAUCCUCUGGAGGCAUUCAUGGCUGAAGUGGAGGAUCAAGCUGCUCGAGACAUGAAGAGACUUGAAGAUAAAGACAAAGAAAAAAAGAACGUUAAGGGUAUUCGAGAUGACAUUGAAGAGGAAGAUGACCAAGAAGCAUAUUUUCGCUACAUGGCAGAGAACCCCACUGCUGGAGUGGUGCAGGAGGAGGAAGAGGAUAACCUGGAGUAUGACAGUGACGGGAAUCCGAUUGCACCAUCCAAAAAAAUCAUUGAUCCUCUUCCACCUAUUGACCAUUCAGAGAUUGAAUAUCCACCAUUUGAGAAAAAUUUCUAUGAUGAGCACGAGGAGAUCACCAGCCUGACCCCGCAGCAGGUGGUGGAGUUACGGCACAAGCUGAACCUCCGGGUCUCCGGGGCUGCUCCUCCAAGGCCUGGCAGUAGUUUUGCUCAUUUUGGGUUUGAUGAGCAACUUAUGCAUCAGAUUAGGAAAUCUGAGUAUACCCAACCCACUCCAAUACAAUGUCAGGGUGUUCCAGUGGCACUAAGUGGCAGAGACAUGAUUGGGAUAGCCAAGACUGGAAGUGGGAAAACAGCCGCCUUCAUCUGGCCAAUGCUGAUCCACAUCAUGGAUCAGAAGGAGCUUGAACCAGGGGAUGGUCCCAUUGCAGUGAUUGUCUGCCCAACCAGGGAGCUCUGCCAGCAGAUCCACUCCGAGUGCAAGCGCUUUGGCAAGGCCUACAACCUGCGCUCCGUGGCCGUGUACGGAGGAGGCAGCAUGUGGGAGCAAGCCAAGGCCCUGCAGGAGGGGGCAGAGAUCGUGGUCUGCACACCAGGUCGUCUGAUUGAUCAUGUGAAGAAGAAAGCUACAAACCUGCAGAGAGUCACUUACCUUGUGUUUGAUGAAGCUGACAGAAUGUUUGAUAUGGGGUUUGAGUACCAGGUCAGAUCAAUCGCAAGCCACGUACGUCCUGACAGACAGACCCUCCUGUUCAGUGCCACGUUCCGUAAGAAGAUUGAGAAGUUGGCUCGGGAUAUUCUGAUCGACCCAAUUCGGGUUGUGCAGGGAGACAUUGGAGAGGCAAAUGAAGAUGUCACUCAGAUUGUGGAGAUUUUCCCCUCGGGGCCCAGCAAGUGGAACUGGCUGACGCGGCGCCUGGUGGAGUUCACGUCCUCCGGCAGCGUCCUCCUCUUCGUCACCAAGAAAGCCAACGCAGAGGAGCUGGCCAAUAACCUCAAGCAGGAGGAUCAUAACCUGGGGCUGCUCCAUGGGGACAUGGACCAGAGCGAGAGGAACAAAGUCAUUUCGGAAUUUAAGAAAAAGGGCAUCCCCAUCCUGGUAGCUACUGAUGUGGCAGCUCGAGGGUUGGAUAUCCCUUCCAUCAAGACUGUCAUCAACUACGACGUGGCUCGGGACAUAGACACGCACACGCACCGCAUCGGCCGCACCGGCCGCGCCGGGGAGAAGGGGGUGGCCUACACUCUGCUGACCCCCAAGGACAGCAACUUCGCUGGUGACCUCGUCAGAAACCUGGAGGGUGCCAACCAGCACGUCUCCAAAGAGCUGCUGGAUUUGGCAAUGCAGAAUCCGUGGUUCCGGAAAUCCCGUUUUAAAGGAGGGAAGGGCAAGAAGCUGAAUAUUGGUGGUGGUGGCUUGGGAUACCGUGAACGCCCCGGGCUGGGCUCAGAAAAUACUGACCGUGGAAACAACAACAGUGUGAUGAGCAACUAUGAGGCCUACAAGCCAUCCACAGGGGCCAUGGGGGACAGGCUGACAGCAAUGAAAGCAGCUUUCCAGUCCCAGUACAAGAGUCACUUUGUUGCUGCAAGUUUAAAUAACCAAAAGACUGGGAGCUCUGCUGCUGGUGCCAGUGGCUGGACCAGCGCCGGGAGCCUGAACUCCGUCCCGACGAGUUCAGCGCAGCAAAACGCCGCCAGUGCCGAGAGCCCCAUGGCAGCCACCGCGGCGGCGAAGGGAGUGCCCGGCUUCACCAGCACGGGCAGCCUGAGCAGCGUCCCCUCCUUCCCCAGCCCCGGAGCACAGGGCUUCAACAGCGCCAAUGCCAGCACCAACAGCCGGGAGGGCGGCGGCACUGUCAGGGAGCGGUACAACGACAGCCGGAACAGUCGGCACGGAGAGGCCCCGCGGCGCGCCGAGGGCGGUGGUGGCCGAGGGGAGGGUGGUGGUGGCCGAGGGGAGGGUGGUGGUGGCGGCCGAGGGGAGGGCAGCAGUGGUGGCCGAGGAGAGGGCGGUGGUGGCCGAGGGGACGGCGGCGGUAGUGGCCGCUUCAGCGAGGGCCAGCGCUUCAACGAUGGCCAACGUUUCAACGAUGGCCAACGCUUUAAUUUUGCUGUGCGUUUCAGUGAUGGUCAACGCUUCAAUGAUGGCCAACGUUUCAACGAUGGCCAGCGCUUCAGUGAUGGCCAACGCUUCAGCGAGGGCCAACGCUUCAACGAUGGCCAGCGCUUCAACGAUGGCCAACGCUUCAGCGAGGGCCAACGCUUCAACGAUGGCCAGCGCUUCAACGAUGGCCAACGCUUCAGCGAGGGCCAACGCUUCAACGAUGGCCAGCGCUUCAACGAUGGCCAACGCUUCAGCGAGGGCCAACGCUUCAACGAUGGCCAGCGCUUCAACGAUGGCCAACGCUUCAGCGAGGGCCAACGCUUCAACGAUGGCCAGCGCUUCAACGAUGGCCAACGCUUCAGCGAGGGCCAACGCUUCAACGAUGGCCAGCGCUUCAACGAUGGCCAACGCUUCAGCGAGGGCCAACGCUUCAACGAUGGCCAGCGCUUCAACGAUGGCCAACGCUUCAGCGAGGGCCAACGCUUCAACGAUGGCCAGCGCUUCAACGACGAUGGCCAACGCUUCAGCGAUGGCCAACGCUAUGAUGGCCAACGUUUCAACGAGGGCCAACGCUACAACGAGGGCCAGCGCCACAGCGAAGGCGGUGGCCGGCACAGUGACCCCUCCCGGCACGGCGACGUCCAUCGCCACGGCGAGGGCCGGCACUUCACCGACGUGCCGGGCGGCAACCGCAACAACAGUGACAGCAGGAACAGCACCGAGGGGAGGAACAGCGAGAGCAGGAAUGGAGAGAACAGGAAGGAGGCCAACAGCCGGGACAACAAGACAGAUGGUUUUGCUGUCCCAGAGCCCCCAAAACGGAAGAAGAGCCGGUGGGACAGUUAAAGGCUGGGGGUUCACAGCCUGGAAUCUCUGCAGGUAGUGGUGUUGUUUUCCAGAGGAUUUCUUGGGGUUUCUGGUAACUGGUUGUUGAGCAGCUGGGGCAGGAGAAGGAAACCAUGAGAACCCCCAUGCAAGUUCAUCUGCGGACAGAUUCAUGCACACAACACUUAGCGAAAGAAAUCAUUUUGAUAAAGCUCCCUGGGUUCUGCUUUGAAACUUUCAGUGCUCGAGUGACUCUGCUGGAUUUAAACAGAUCUUCUUGACAAAGAGAAGCUGUUCCACAUCCUUGGAACGUUAAGAAACUGUUGUCCAUAGAAGUAUAAAUUAGUCUUUUCUUAACCAGCGUUCACAUUUACAAACCAGUCCAGUCCACCUAGAGAUGCUCAGGACCUGCCUGUUAGACAUUAAUCUUGCAGCAGUUUGGUCAGUAUGGUGAGUUCUUCCUCCAUCUCCUUUUCACAUAUUCUCCCCAAAUAAUUUGGUCUCCAGGUUCCCCGUUUCCUCUCUCCCCAUCAACUAAGAAUGUAUCAAUUUGCUUUGCUGAAGGUGGGGCAGAGCAAGUUGAUUUCAUUUUUUGGUUGUUUUUGUUUUUUGGGUUUUUUUUAAUUUUGCUGUGUGUGGAGCUGUUCAAGGGAUCCUUCUCCAUCCCAGCAAACCACAAAUUCACUUGUAGUGUAGGUUGGACUCCCUGGCUUGUUUGUGGUCAGUACUUUAAUUCCAAUCCCUUUGCCCAGAUAUUUUUUUUAAGAACCUUCUGUUUUCGAAGAUCCUUCAUUCUGGUGGAAGCCUGCAUAGCAAACCUGUGUCUCUGCUGUGCCUAUGCACCCUCUGUUCUGAGAGGGUUGAGUGCUUUCUUCAAAUUAAAAACAAAAAAGGGAAGACAAUGUAGAUAGACCACAACAAUCAGAGGCUGGAGCCCCCCAGUAAGUGUGGCUAAAGGAAGAACAUUCAGAAAUUCAGGGAUCUGUUGCUCAGAAGCCUUUAGGGAGAACUCAGAAAACAAUUAGUGAGAAGAAACAGCUCAAAUCUGGCCUUGUUUUGGACACAUGUAGUAAAUCUGUAAAAUCUUACUUGCCCAUUUUUAACUCAUUGUGUGUAUUCCCAUUUUUUUAACUUCUUUUUUUUUUUUUUUUGCCACAAGGUAGGGAAGAACUUUUCAGUUGGGACAUGUCAGCACCCACCGCUGGCUCGUUUCCACUGGAAGAUGUACCAGAAGCUGUCAGGGUUUUGUGACAUUGUGAUGUUUUCUUUAUCAGCUGUGCAUUUACUUUCUGCUUGCUCUAGUAAAUGUUUUAUUACUGGUACAAAAA
This is a messenger RNA of Passer montanus (Eurasian tree sparrow), 4951 nucleotides long. RefSeq names its product DEAD-box helicase 42 (gene DDX42). NCBI's taxonomy places the organism in Eukaryota, Metazoa, Chordata, Aves, Passeriformes, Passeridae. The transcript has 19 exons. The record is from RefSeq and is a predicted model, not a curated record. Gene Ontology annotation, molecular function: RNA binding; ATP binding; RNA helicase activity. Bases 138 to 3644 code for a protein of 1168 amino acids.